This is a messenger RNA of Lactuca sativa (garden lettuce), 2206 nucleotides long. Its product is annotated as putative indole-3-acetic acid-amido synthetase GH3.1. Gene Ontology annotation, molecular function: acid-amino acid ligase activity. Gene Ontology annotation, cellular component: cytoplasm. NCBI's taxonomy places the organism in Eukaryota, Viridiplantae, Streptophyta, Magnoliopsida, Asterales, Asteraceae. The record is from RefSeq and is a predicted model, not a curated record.
UUCUUCCUCACUUCAAAAUCUCAACUCGCUUUUAUCUCUAUAUACAUCAAAAUCAAAAAUCUCUUACCAACAAAAAUAACAAACACAUCGUUAAUCUGUUAACUCAAUUAAUCGUCUUCUGUUAUUCAAUGGCGGUUGAUGCUAUGUGUUCGCCGUUGGGACCUCCGGCGUGUGAGAAAGAUGCAAAGGCGCUUCAGUUCAUUGAGGAGAUGACGAGAAACGCCGAUGCCGUUCAGGAGAAUGUUUUGGCGGAGAUUCUUCGCCGGAAUGCUGAAACGGAGUAUCUCCGGCUUUACAAUCUCGGAGGCGCUACCGAUCGUGAAACUUUCAAGUCUAGAAUUCCGAUGGUAACUUAUGAGGAUCUUCAGCCGAUCAUCCAACGCAUUGCCGACGGCGAUCGAUCUCCAAUUCUUUCUGCUCAUCCGAUUUCUGAAUUCCUCACUAGCUCCGGUACUUCCGCCGGUGAACGAAAGCUCAUGCCUACGAUUCGAGAAGAGUUGGAUCGACGCCAACUACUUUACAGUCUUCUCAUGCCUGUCAUGAACCUGUACAUGCCCGGUUUAGAUAAGGGUAAAGGACUGUACUUCUUGUUCGUCAAGUCCGAAACAAAGACUCCGGGUGGGUUAUUGGCCCGACCCGUUUUAACAAGCUACUACAAAAGUGACCACUUCAAGACCCGGGCUUUUGACCCAUAUAACGUGUACACCAGCCCAAACGAAGCAAUUCUUUGCCCCGAUUCGUUUCAGAGCAUGUACUCCCAGAUGCUCUGCGGACUUUACGAGCGUGAACAAGUCCUCCGCCUUGGUGCCAUCUUCGCCUCCGGUCUCCUCCGUGCCAUCCGCUUCCUCCAGCUGAAUUGGCCGGAGCUCGCCCAUGAUAUCCGUACCGGAACACUCAACUCCAAAAUAUCAGACCCCGACAUCCGACGAUGCAUGACACGGGUGCUAAGAUCCGACCCUGACCUUGCGGAUUUUAUUGAAUCCGAAUGCUCAAAGGACAAUUGGGAAAGGAUUAUCACGCGAAUGUGGCCUAACACCAAGUACUUGGAGGUCAUCGUCACCGGAGCAAUGGCUCAAUACAUUCCGACUCUCGAUUAUUACAGCGGCGGGUUACCGAAAGUUUGCACCAUGUACGCCUCUUCGGAGUGUUACUUCGGACUCAAUCUCAACCCCAUGUGCAAACCCUCGGAAGUUUCCUACACCAUCAUGCCAAACAUGGCGUACUUUGAGUUUCUUCCCCAUGACUCAAAUUCUCCGACUGACGCCACCAGUGACAAACUGGUUGACCUUGUGAACGUGGAAGUCGGAAAAGAAUACGAGCUUGUAAUCACGACGUACGCCGGUCUAUGUAGGUACCGAGUCGGCGAUAUCCUGAGAGUCACCGGAUUCCACAAUUCCGCCCCGCAGUUCCACUUUGUGAGACGAAACAAUGUACUUCUGAGCAUCGAUUCCGAUAAAACCGACGAGGCGGAGUUACAAUCGGCGGUGGAGAAUGCAUCAAAACUGUUAAACGAAUUCAAAACCAGCGUCGUGGAAUACACAAGCUACGCAGAUACAAAAACAAUCCCAGGGCAUUACGUGAUCUACUGGGAGUUAUUAGUUAAAGAUUCAGCGAAUUUUCCAAAAGAUGAGGUGCUUGAAAGGUGUUGUUUGGCGAUGGAGGAAUCGUUGAAUUCGGUUUACAGACAGGGUCGGGUCGAAUGCAAUUCAAUCGGGCCGUUGGAGAUCCGAGUAGUGAAAAAUGGUACAUUCGAGGAGUUGAUGGAUUAUGCAAUCUCACGAGGGGCAUCAAUCAAUCAGUAUAAAGUUCCACGGUGUGUAAACUUCACACCAAUCAUGGAACUGCUUGACUCCAGAGUAUUGUCAUCGCAUUUCAGUCAAAGUUUGCCUCAUUGGACACCCGAACGACGUCGUUGAACAGGUGAUUGUUUAGUUGUCAGUUGUCACACGAAACCGACCAUAUAUCCAAGUCAAAUGUAAGAAAGAUUCGUUGAUUUAGGGUUUGUUUUUUUAUUUUUAUUUUGUGUGGGUGAUUAAUUUGAUUAUUGAUUAAUCAAAGUAAAUCAAUCCAAUCACCUAUGGCCACGUACCCACGUACGUAUAGUUUAUUAGUUUAUUAGAUGAUUUAAGAAAACAGGUAUCUUUUAAUUUGUAUGUUUUCUCACAAAUAAGAACCUGUAACUACGUUGUGUAGUUUCCUUUUACAA